AUUCCAGAAAUGCUGAAAUACAUCCGCCCCCAACAAACAGUUUGAACCCAUGCAGUGUGUGUUUGUGAUUCAUAGUUGUUCUCGUUUUUCAUGUCUGAACACACACGGACAAACACAGACAUGACAGGAGCAGCUCAAUACAGUACAGUGGCAAUGAUCCCCCGCAGUGCAUGGAAGGCAGUGGAUGUUCAGAUCAGAGAAAGAUUACACAAACCUGCUGACAAGCUUAUUAUCCAUCACACGGCACUGUGGAGCUGCUGGAGUCAGACACAGAGCAUCUCUCAGCUAAUACACAUUCAGCACCUACACAUCCACGAGCGCAGCUUCACAGACAUUGGCUACAAUUUUUUGGUAGACCAGACUGGUGUGGUGUAUGAAGGUCGUGGCUGGGGCAUCGUGGGAGCACAUGCAAAAACACAUAACCAUGACUCUGUCGGUGUUGCUUUUAUGGGCAACUUUAAUGAUGAGUCGCCAAGCUUACAGGCUUUGUCAGCUGUGCGUGCUUUGAUCCAGCAUGGAGUGGCCAAGGGAUAUUUACAGCCCAACUUUGUGAUUUUGGGACACAGAGACAUUGCAGACACACAGUGUCCAGGAGAGAAGCUGUAUUCCUCACUACACACACUCAAGACACCAAUAAAUCACACGUUCUGAAGGUU
Messenger RNA from Tachysurus vachellii, 656 nucleotides. RefSeq names its product peptidoglycan recognition protein 5 (gene pglyrp5). The coding region runs from base 91 to 651 and encodes 186 amino acids. The record is from RefSeq and is a predicted model, not a curated record. The transcript is spliced from 4 exons. NCBI's taxonomy places the organism in Eukaryota, Metazoa, Chordata, Actinopteri, Siluriformes, Bagridae. Gene Ontology annotation, biological process: peptidoglycan catabolic process. Gene Ontology annotation, molecular function: zinc ion binding; N-acetylmuramoyl-L-alanine amidase activity.